UUGACAGUGACAGUCAAUUUUUUAGAGUUAGAGUUCUGUUCUGUGUGUUCUGCAAAUCAAUAAAAGAAUUUAGCUAAUUUUACAAAACAUAGAAAUAUUUAAAAGUUAAAAACAAUAUCAUGGGUUCAGAGCAGUCCAUGCCUCCGAAAAAACAGCCCCAACGUGCUCCGCCAGUACGUAGAGGGCAUACGAUAGCAACUUCUAAUUUUUCAGAAGCAAGGAGAAAUGAAGCUACCACCAGCGGUAAUAACUCUCCAGGCGCAAGCAUGUGUUCAGACUCUGAGCUGCCUUACAUAUCCUAUACAGUGGACAGACCUAUAGGAGAUUCACCAAAAGCCUCUGGUAAAAAUCAGAGAUCUGCAGACAAUAAGAAAUCUCUACUGCAGCGGAGACAGCUCAGUCUUCAGGCCAGGAAGAACAAGAGGGCUCGAGAUAUAGUGGUUGUUAAACCUGCUACAGAUACCCAGCUAGAUGAGGACAUCAGGAGGUUACAGGAAAUACCUACAUUUUUGCCAAUAAUGAGAGGUACACUUGGUUUACCUGGCGCACGGGAUCCUGAGGUUUUAGAAGGUCUAGACUACAGACCGUGGGUGCGUAUGGCGACAAGGGUGCAAGCACACUUAGCCGCCUGCGCUCACCCCCUCGCCGCUGAAGAGAGUAGCCUCGCUAAUAAAAUUAAAGAGGCAGACACUGAAGUCUCCCGUCUCUAUUCAAUAGCAGUGGAGAAACAGAGAAACAACGCUCGUCACGCGGAGAGACUUUCUCGAGUCAGAGAGGUGGCUCACCAGUUGUCCAGAUGUAAUUCCUUAUUAAAUCAGACCCUUCAAGAUAUAGAAGAGUUGAACCAACUGUUACCAGAGAACAAACGUUUAGAACCUUUUGUAUGGGACGAACAGAAAGGUUCAUAGAAUAAUUGUAUCAAUCGCUCAUUUAGCUCGUAAUAGAUAAAAAUUUUCAAACGAAUAUUAAUGUUUAAUCAAAUAUUGUGUAUUACAUUGAUAGUCUGAUUUGAGUUCGCCGGUCUUCCAUACAAAUCGUUUUUAUUCGCCCUUUUUUUUCUUAUGUCACCAAAGAGUAUUUUAGAACCGACAAAGGUUCUUUUAUAAUCCAAGUCUCCAGGGAAAUCUCAGACCGAUCAGCGGGUCUUUGAUUUCCUUAAAUUCGGUAUAUUUUUGUAUAAGAAUAAUUGACAUUGUAGACUGCGACGGAGUCAAAAACAUUGGGCGUUACAAAUAAGCCUUGGAAUUUGCUACCAGAUAAUAAUCGGCAAACUUAUUUCGUUGUAGUCCGAUUAAUUGUUAGCAAAAUAGUAGGCUAUAAUACCAACCUACAACUAACUUGGCAUGGAUCUAUUUAGAGGAUUACCUACUGACUGGCACAUGGAGGGAUUUGUUGAAUCUUUAGAACUACCGACUGGUUAUGGUGAAGUUCCAAAAGCCCGCAGAUUACUCAUAAAUCGCAAAGUGUCCAAUGACGGUUUAGCCUUUGGAAUGUUUCAUAAAGCCUUAAUAUUGUCAGUUGUAUGCACCAAGCAAAAUUAAGUGUACCUAUCAAAGCAACGUCUAUGAGAACUUUUUGUUAUUUAGAUUUGCUUGUUUGACCAACAUUAGUGUUAACAGUAUCAUCUUAAUUGAAUUAAGUCUGCUCAAAUGCUGCUCAUAAUAUGUACCAACGUCAUCAUUAUGAUAUAAUGCACGCAUUAAUUAGUCAAAUAAUCCGCUAAUCGUAAAAUCUCACCCUCGUUAGCUUAUUAAAAUAUUGUAAAAACUAAAA
This is a messenger RNA of Bicyclus anynana (squinting bush brown), 1773 nucleotides long. RefSeq names its product BLOC-1-related complex subunit 5 (gene BORCS5). The coding region runs from base 120 to 908 and encodes 262 amino acids. The transcript has 7 exons. The record is from RefSeq and is a predicted model, not a curated record. Gene Ontology annotation, biological process: lysosome localization; organelle transport along microtubule; positive regulation of anterograde synaptic vesicle transport. NCBI's taxonomy places the organism in Eukaryota, Metazoa, Arthropoda, Insecta, Lepidoptera, Nymphalidae. Gene Ontology annotation, cellular component: cytoplasmic side of lysosomal membrane; BORC complex; synaptic vesicle membrane.